Messenger RNA from Drosophila busckii, 3156 nucleotides. It is a transcript of the gene vvl, whose product is annotated as POU domain protein CF1A. Gene Ontology annotation, molecular function: DNA-binding transcription factor activity, RNA polymerase II-specific; RNA polymerase II cis-regulatory region sequence-specific DNA binding. NCBI's taxonomy places the organism in Eukaryota, Metazoa, Arthropoda, Insecta, Diptera, Drosophilidae. Gene Ontology annotation, biological process: regulation of transcription by RNA polymerase II. The record is from RefSeq and is a predicted model, not a curated record. The transcript has a single exon.
AACAGCAACGAUUAAAUAAAUUGAUAAAUAUUUUAUUUUAUGAAAUUGAGCAGCUCGUUGUAAUUUUUAAUUUGCGUCGCGCCGUCGGUGACGAAACUUGUUGAGCGCGCUUAAUAAAAAAAAAAAUAAGAAAUAGUCUGAAGCUCGAGCUUGAGCUUGAGCGUUCGACUUGUUGUUGUCGUCGCGCGAUCUGUCGGCCGCUUGGCUGUCUGGCUGUCUGUCUGGCGGACACGCCCACAGAAACUUUUUGCGCCGCCACGUUGCCCAUAAAAGACUUCAAAACGGUUGCCUCACGGUUCGAGUGGAAUGAGCAUAGGGACUCAGGUCUUCCUUUCGAUCGAUCGGUCUACAAAGUCGUUAAACUGAGCCCCAACUUGGAGCCCUACCCCGCCAGCGUGGAGGGCCUCAACAGCCCCAGAGCGGUGGGGAUGGCCGCUACCUCCUACAUGACGCCGCCCAGCGGUGAUCUCGACAUGGCCCUCGGCGGCGGCGGCGGCGGUGGCUACCACACCAGCUCGCCACGCAGUGCCGCCGAUGCCGGCGAGAUGAAGUACAUGCAGCAUCAUCAUCAUCACCAUGCUGCCGUCGCCGCAGCGGCCGCUUCGGCCUCACAUCAUCAACAGCAGCUGCCCUCGUCGCCCUCGCCCAACGGGCAAGUGCAGGGCGGGCAGGGCAACAGUUUGGGCGGCCUGACGCCCGGCUCGGGACUGGGCAGCUGGAGCGCGCUGCAUCCGGAUCCCUGGUCACUGCAGUCCCAUCACACAACGCACCAUCAUCCCGCCACAGCGGGCGCCGUGGGCGUCGAUUCCGUCAAACAGGAGAUGUCCCAUCUCUCGCAACAGACGCGCAUCCAGCAGGGCAUGGCCUCGCCCCACACCGCCGCGCCCUGGCACGCCCCACACGCCGGCCACUAUGCGCCCACUGGCGGCUCGCCGCUGCAGUAUCAUCAUGCCAUGAACGGCAUGCUGCAUCAUCAUCCGGCACAUCAUGCGGCGCAGGUGGCGCCACUGCAUCAUGCGCUGCGCGGCGAGUCGCCGCAGCUGCACAUACACGCCCAUCACAUGGGCGGCGGUGGGGGAGAUCGCGAUGCCAUCAGCGGCGGCGAGGAGGACACACCCACGUCCGACGAUCUGGAGGCGUUCGCCAAGCAGUUCAAGCAGCGCCGCAUCAAGCUCGGCUUCACCCAGGCGGACGUCGGCCUGGCGCUGGGCACGCUCUACGGCAACGUCUUCUCGCAGACCACGAUCUGCCGCUUCGAGGCUCUACAGUUAAGUUUCAAGAACAUGUGCAAGCUGAAGCCGCUGCUCCAAAAGUGGCUCGAGGAGGCGGACAGCACCACAGGCUCCCCGACCAGCAUCGACAAGAUCGCGGCGCAGGGCCGCAAGCGCAAGAAACGCACCAGCAUCGAGGUGAGCGUGAAGGGCGCUCUGGAGCAGCAUUUCCACAAGCAGCCAAAGCCCUCGGCGCAGGAGAUCACCUCGCUGGCGGACUCGCUGCAGCUGGAGAAGGAAGUGGUGCGCGUCUGGUUCUGCAAUCGCCGGCAAAAGGAGAAGCGCAUGACGCCCCCAAAUACGCUCGGCGGCGACAUGAUGGACGGCAUGCCACCGGGCCAUAUGCACCACGGUGGCUAUCACUCCCAUCACGACAUGCACGGCAGCCCCAUGGGCAACCACUCGCACUCGCACAGUCCGCCCAUGCUGAGCCCCCAGAACAUGCAGUCGGCGCAUCAGUUGGCGGCUCACUAGCAAUCAGAAAUCCAGGAGUCGAACUCAGCUGCAGCUGCGUCCACUCCUGCAAACAGUCUGCACCAGCAGCAGCAGCAACAACAGCAACAGCAACAACACCAGCAACAGCAGCAACAGCUACAGCAGCAGCAGCAGCAGCAACAACAACAGCAGCAGCAGCAGCAGCUCACGCCCAAUACGCCCUCGUCCAGUGCGGGCUCAUCGGUGACUCUGGCCAGCCAGGGACAGGUCAUGUCGCCGCAGAGUCCGCUGGGCAGCUCCUCCGCUGCUGGUCAGACCAACAAUAAUAAUAACAACAACAACAAUAAUAGCACCAACAACAACAACAACAAUAAUAACAAUAACAAUAAUAAUAACAAUGAGGAGCAAGUGAAGCAACAGCAACAGGCAUCCAGCAUAGCGGCCGCUGCAGCCGCCGCCAUGUACAUGGAUCCCAUGCGCUAUCAACACGCGCAUGCCCACGCCCAUCAUCCGCACCAGCAUCCGCAUCUGAAUCCCGCGCAUCAUCCGCAUCUAUUCCACACCAGCGAUCAGCUGCAGCAUCCACACGCCCAGCAUCUGCAGCAGGCCAGCGGCAGCAGCAGCUCCCAGCUGUCGCCGGGGGCCAGCAGCAACAGCGGCCUGCCGCUGCAGCCUCCGAGCGCCUCCUCGCCUGGCUCCGCAUCCAGCGUGCUGGGCGGUCAUCUCAAUCUGAAUGCGCACUCGGCGGUGGCGCUGCAUCAGCAUCAUCACUACCAGCACCAUCAUCACCAGCAGCACCAUCAUCAUCAGCAGCAGCAGCAGCAGCUGCAUGCGCGUCGCCUCUUCGAGCUGAGUCUGCAGUUUGGUGCGGCGGCCGCGCCGGGUGCAGUGCGUCACUUCAACAGCUUUGGAGGCGGCGGUGCGGGCGGUGAAUAGCAUUCGUCGGCCGCCUGGUUUGGCUAUGAGUCCUCCUAGGACUCCAUGCCGAGCUGGUGGCCGCCGCUAUGCAAACGCAAGCACUAGAGCUUGCUCCCCCUACCCCCCAACAUCCCCCACACCUUUUACCAGUGCAUUAAUCUGUGUUAAAUUACUUCGACUAGGCGUAUACUUAGUUAAGGCAGUGUUUGAAUACUUUUUUUUCUAACCACACUCUCUCUAACUAUCUAUUUCUCUAACUGUCUCUCUCUCUCUCUGUCUGUUUUAUUUUAUUCACAUUUAUUUUGAAAGUUUUUAAAAAACUAAAGAGCGUAAGAAAAUUCCUUGUAAAAAAUGAACUAUAAAAAAUUAUUUAACAUGAAAAUGCAAUUCAAAUCAAACGUGAAACCAAGUGAUGUUGUUUUUAAAUCUAAAUUAAAUCGAUAACUGCAACGAUACGAUAACGAUAGCGGUAACUAGCUAAAGUGUGCGACAAGUGUUAAGAAAUGUUUGUAAAUUACAAAAAAAAAAAAAA